UCAGCAUUUUCAUAAUUGAUAAAUUCAUUGAUUAGUAGUAAAAUUAACCAAUCAAGUUAAAACCCAUCAUAUUAAUUCGUUAUAAAGAUUUCUCUUCAAAUUUUUACUUCUUAAAAUUACUAAUUUGUUUCCAAAACAAUGAUUUUAACAAGAAUUUAUCCAAAAUAUGGUUCAUUCAUGUCACUUUUAUUGCCUAUUGAAUGGUUUGCCUGGUUUACUUAUUUCGUGAUCCUUCCAAUGUAUUCUUUAUUCAGCUGGCUGGUCUAUUUCCUCAUUUUGCUAACUUUUUUGGCCUCUAUCGCUUCUCUAAAUUGUUCCAUUUCCACUAAUUCACAUUCUUCAAGCUCUACCAUUCGUCGUUGCUGUUUUAUUGUUAUCCUACCCUAAAUUUCACUGGAGACAUGACAAAUAUGAACCAUUUUAUAAUAAUUUCUUUUUAAAAUAGACUUUCUUAGUGCUCGAGUCGAUUCGAGUCAAGGGUAACUCGUACUCAACUCGGAAAAAUUGAGUCGAGUUGAAAUUUAAAAUUUUUCAACCCGACUCGACUCGUCCGAGUUUAAUCCUGAUACUGAAUGUAAUAAUGUAAAAAAAAUUAUGUUUAACUAUUAACAUAUAAUUUAACAUAUUUAAUAUUUAUGAUUAAUUUAAUGAUGCAGUGACCCCACUUUUUUUAAUGAUAUAUAUGUUUUUGGUGAAUUUUUUGGUACAUUGUUAUUGAUUAUAU
Rhizophagus irregularis DAOM 181602=DAOM 197198 is the source of this 724-nucleotide messenger RNA. The record is from RefSeq and is a predicted model, not a curated record. Lineage: Eukaryota; Fungi; Glomeromycota; Glomeromycetes; Glomerales; Glomeraceae.